UCCGGAUUUCCGGAUGAACACAUGAAUGGUGCUAGCAAAGUCUGUCGGUUCAAGAAUUUCAUUAUUUCAUUCGAUUUCUUUAAUGUUCGAUCAUUUUCAACAAUCAAACAAUUCGAUACUAUUCGAUUGUGCGGAUGGCCGUCCAUGACACAAGAAUUGAAUCGUACAGUUUUUGGAAAGUUUGUAGAGUUGUAUUAAUGAAAUUUCUUGGUUAGGAAAUUUGACAGCAUUAAGUAGUGAUGCACACGGUAUACUGUAUACUGUUAUUUACCACAGCUAUUUGUACCAUUCAUUGUAAGAAGUUCACAAACGAAGAAGAUAAACCUGCAUGGGCGAAGAAGAACAUUCGUGAUUAUAAUGAUGCAGAUUUAGAGAGGCUGCUCGAACAGUGGGAGGAAGAUGAUGAACCCCUUGAACAGGAUGAGCUGCCAGAACAUCUUCGUCCACAACCAAAUAUUGACUUCAGCAAGAUAGAUAUGACUAACCCAGAGAAUCUGUUAAAAUUGACAAAGAAGGGCCGUACACUAAUGGUGUUCGUAAGUGUUGAUGGAAAUCCCUCAAGAGAAGAAACCGAAGAGAUUACAAAGUUAUGGCAAUCCAGUUUAUGGAAUAAUCACAUUCAAGCAGAAAGAUAUCUGGUGUCAGAUGAUAGAUCCAUAUUUUUGUUCAAGGAUGGAUCUCAGGCUUGGGAUGCAAAAGAAUUCCUAAUUGAACAGGAAAGAUGCAAAGUAGUAGUAAUAGAAAAUAAAUCUUAUUAUGGUAAACAUACAGAAGAGUAUAAAGAAGAAGCUGAUGAAAGGAAGACAAAGAAAGAUGAGCUGUAAGGAGAGUACAUCUCUGUGCUGAAGAAGUAUGACUGAUUUUUGUUAGGAUCAAAUCAUUGAAUAUGUGUGACAUUUUUAUAAAGGGAAACUAAGCAGUUUAAACUGUUAGUGAGUUUCUACAUAAAACUGCACAAAAAUGUC
Molecule: messenger RNA, 965 nt
Organism: Cryptotermes secundus
Lineage: Eukaryota; Metazoa; Arthropoda; Insecta; Blattodea; Kalotermitidae
Gene: boca
Product: LDLR chaperone boca
Exons: 5
Coding region: 240-824 (194 amino acids)
Biological process (GO): protein folding
Source: RefSeq, a predicted model, not a curated record